Molecule: messenger RNA, 1643 nt
Organism: Darwinula stevensoni
Lineage: Eukaryota; Metazoa; Arthropoda; Ostracoda; Podocopida; Darwinulidae
Source: the annotation of a GenBank genome assembly
CCUCAGUGAGCAUGGUGGUUCCCAUGUGAUGCAUAAUCUUUGUGAUUGGGCGCUUGGAAAGUGUUGGUGUUUCCAGGAAUCAACACUCGUGUCUCUUUGAAGACCUCUCUGAUUUUUUUUUAUCACCCCAGAACGUACGUAAGAACAUGUCCAUCAUGACUGUCGACAUGAGUGCCUACAGGGAUCAACAUUUUAAGGUAAUGUUCAGCUCGUCCAACCCGAAAGGUGCCAGAUCGGAGCAGGAGAGGUUGCUCAGAGUUUCAACAACACUCUAUGUGGGAAACCUUUCCUUCUUCACAACAGAAGAGCAAAUCUAUGAACUCUUCUCAAAAACAGGAGAUGUGAAGCGGGUCGUAAUGGGCCUUGAUCGAUACAAGAAGACACCUUGUGGCUUCUGUUUUGUUGAAUACUAUACCAGAGGAGAUGCAGAGAAUGCUGUGAGAUAUAUCAAUGGAACUCGCCUAGAUGAUCGUAUUGUCAGGACAGACUGGGAUGCUGGGUUUAUUGAAGGCCGACAGUUUGGCAGAGGAAAGGGUGGUGGACAGGUACGGGAUGAGUACCGGACAGACUUUGAUUCUGGGAGAGGAGGAUAUGGAAAGAUAAUUCAGCAGAGGCUGGAGACCUCAGGUGUGAGAGUUGGGGGGGCUGCUCCUGAAGCCCCAAAAGUCCCUCAGCCUCCAGCACCUUCAACUGCAACUCCAUCUGUUGUAAGCAUCAUGAGCAGGACUAAUGGUCAUGGUGAUGAUGGGAAUGAGAAUGGGGAAGAGAACUUGGAUGCACAAAUGUGUGAUCCUGCUUCUUCCCCCAGUGUCAAGCUUCUUCUUUCUCCUGUCAAGGAGCCAGAUGAGUCAGAGCCAGGGACUUCAGCACAGACACACUCGGAAAUACGGAAAGGUAUUGCAAAGAAGAAGAUCCCCCGUGCCCUGACAAAUCUGGGUGCACCAUUCAAACCAUCUUCCCCACCACAUCCUGGUAAAAAGUUGAGAAACCGUAAGAUAGCACCUGUAGUCCGCCCUGAGAAAGAGCUGCCUGCUGGAGAACGUGGACGGCGUACCCUCUUCAAGCAGAAGACACCUCUUGUUGCACCUAAGGCAUUUGCCACCAUUGUGACUGAAGACAGUGUCUUCUACAGAGGGACAUAUUACCAGGUGGGAGACAUUGUAUCCCUAGUUGAUGUGGAUGGAGGGGUUUAUUAUGGCCAGAUACGAGGUUUCUUCUCUGACCAGUAUUGUGAAAAGAGUGCUGUGAUCUCCUGGCUCCUACCUACCAAAGAGAGCCCUCCCCCUGAUGACACAUUUGACCCUGCUACCUACAUUUUGGGCCCAGAUGAGGAGCUUCCCAGGAGCCUGGACUGCAUGGAGCUGAUCUGCCGUGCUCCGUCAGACUACUAUCGCACAACUCGUAGUCCCUAUCCCGUGAUUCGGCCUACACCUGAGCUGGGCUUUGUGUGGACCCGCCUGGGACCACAUCCGUGUACAAAGCCCAGUUCCCCCGAUCCCGAUGAUGAUGAUGCUGCUGAUGAUGAUGACGUAGAACUCUCAGUCAAUUCUGCUCACCUGGAACCUGAUGACCACCUUGAGGACUCUCUUGGUGCUUUUGAUCAAGAACUGUCUUGUGAAGAAGCUCUCAUUGCCAUCCAUUGA